Molecule: messenger RNA, 1715 nt
Organism: Hordeum vulgare subsp. vulgare (domesticated barley)
Lineage: Eukaryota; Viridiplantae; Streptophyta; Magnoliopsida; Poales; Poaceae
Product: putative leucine-rich repeat receptor-like serine/threonine-protein kinase At2g19230
Exons: 1
Coding region: 326-1540 (404 amino acids)
Source: RefSeq, a predicted model, not a curated record
UUUUCGACACCAUUUGCAAGCUGCGACAGGUCCGACCAUUUAUUAUUUCUUUUACCCAAAAAAAACUCUAGAAAAUACAAAAAAUUGUCAAUAAUAAAAACAACUUGACAUGGCACCCUAAACUUAAAGUGACGAGUAGUCUCUCGGUCUCUCUCUCUCUCUAUCAAUCUAUCUAUCUAUCUAUAUGUUCUCUCUAGUGUAGAUGAGAAAGUAGAGUAGAAUGGUGGUGUCACGCUCAAGAGCAUCUUUUUGCUUAUCUUCUUCUCCUCCUCCACCGGCGUUGCAUUUGCAUCGUUAGCUUAUUCCCAUCGUCACACACCACACCAUGUGCAAGUCCAGCUCACACGCUCUCCCCACCACCACUGCUCCUUCUUCCUCUCACCGCCGCCGAUCCCCUUCCACCGGCACCGGCACAGCAUCCUCCUCCUCCGCGGCCACGGCCACCACCUCCUCCGGACCCCGCACCACCACAACAACAACCACCGGCACCGGCACCGCAUCAUCCUCCUCUCACUCAAGCCGCUCCAGCCUCGCCGCGGAGGGAGCGCGCGCCUCCCUCCCGUACCAGCCGGUCCUCUACUCCUUCCACGAGCUCGCCGCAGCCACCAACAACUUCCUCGCCAAGCGCAACCCCUCCGACGCCACCUUCUGGCGCUGCUCCCUCCGCUCCCGCCACGCCGCCCUCUUCCAGCUCCGCCCGCUCCCCCAGCUCACCCCCGCGGCCGCCUCCGCCGCGCUCGCACGGGUCGCGCGCUACCACCACGCCAGCCUCGCGCGACUCCUCGGCGCCUGCCCCGCCGGCGCCCACGUCUACCUCGCCUACGAGCUCCCCACCAGCGCCUGCACCCUCGCCGCAUGCCUCUCCUCCUCGCGCGCCGGCGGCGGCAGCACCAGCAGCAACACCAGCACCACCAACACGGUCCUCCCCACGUGGCUGUCCCGCGUGCAGGUCGCGGUGGACGUGGCGCAGGGCAUCGAGUACGCGCACGCGCACGCCGACGCCGCGCACGGCCGCGUCUCGCCCUCGUCCGUCCUGCUCGUCCCCGACGCCGGCAGCAGCAAGGGCGUGCGCGGCGUGCUCACCCACUUCGGGGCGGCCCACUUCGCCGACGCCCAAGCCACGGAGCAGCCGCCGUCCAAGGCCAAGGGAGGAAAGGCGGGGGACGUGCGGGCGUUCGGGGUGCUCCUGCUGGGGCUGCUGGCCGGGGAGCCGGCGGAGAGCCGGUACCGGUUCGACCGCGGCACCAAGGAGUUGGCGCGCGUGUCGGUGGUGGACACGGCGGCGGAGGCGGUCCGGACCGGGCGGGUGCGGAGCUGGCUGGACCGGCGGCUGGGCGACUCGUUCCCCGUGGCCGCCGCGGAGAGGCUGGUGGAGGUCGGGCUGCGGUGCGCCGCCGGCGACGACGAGGAAGAGGAGCGGCCGGAGAUGGCGUGGGUGGCCGGCAAGGUGUCGCGGGUGUACGUCGAGUCCCGUGCGUGGGAGCGCACGCUGCAGCCGCACUCCGACGACCUUUCCUCCGUCGCACUCGCGCCGCGAUAGCCCGACCGACAUUAAUACAAGUUGACCUUUUUUUCUUCUUCUUCUUCUUUUCACAUCUACUGCUUGUACUGUACUUUGGCUCUCACAAACUUGGAUGCAGCAGAUUCUUGGUUGUAUUUUGAGUUUCAAAUUUGAUUCUUGGUUACAAAUUAACAUGUUUCAAAUUCUCUUGUCA